Messenger RNA from Poeciliopsis prolifica (blackstripe livebearer), 2907 nucleotides. RefSeq names its product tumor necrosis factor receptor superfamily member 4. NCBI's taxonomy places the organism in Eukaryota, Metazoa, Chordata, Actinopteri, Cyprinodontiformes, Poeciliidae. Gene Ontology annotation, molecular function: signaling receptor activity; cytokine binding. The transcript has 7 exons. The record is from RefSeq and is a predicted model, not a curated record. Gene Ontology annotation, biological process: regulation of cell population proliferation. Gene Ontology annotation, cellular component: external side of plasma membrane. Bases 42 to 875 code for a protein of 277 amino acids.
ACAAGCAACUUCGUGUCACGACUCACAGAGAACGACUUAAUAUGUUUCUGUUUAAUCUCCUCAUAUUCAUUUUGACUCUUGAUGUGUUUACUGUUGAUUCGGAUGCCGCAAAAUGUGAGAAAGGUCAGAGAUUGAAGGAAACCUCCAACGGCAAAAUAACAUGUGAGUCGUGUAAGGAAGGAACUUUUCGGGCAACACCAAAGGAUUCUAAAACUUGUGAAUUAUGCACACCGUGUGAUGAAGAAACAGGAAGCUUUAUCAAAGAGACGUGCACCAAGGUGAAAAAUACUGUAUGUGGAUGUCGCGAUGGUUUUGUUCCAUUUUCAAAGGAUUCGGGCGUCUGUAAAUGUGAUAUAGGCUCUGGACUGGAAAAUGGGGUUUGUUCAAAGUGCAAGGAAGGCUAUUUCAGCAAAGAGAUUGACACGCCAUGUCAAAAAUGGAAAGACUGUAAGUCUGCAGGGAUUAAACAGGCUGGAAGCUCAACCUCUGACGUCGUGUGUAAUGAGAUGAUAAAUAAUAGUCAAACCACUGCAGCCCCCACAGCAAUCACAAAGGUUUUCCCCUCACUUUCAUCAACACGUCGUCCACGUGAGGGGGCUCCAACACAGACACUCUCGAGUACCACCACAACUACUGUUCAGCUCCCCACUGUGAGAAACACAAUGCAGCCUACAAGCAUUCACAUAGGUACGGCCAUUCUCAUUUUGGGAAUUGCUGGACUGCUUGUGAUGACAGCAAUGACCUGCAAGCUGCAUAUUACCCCCUUCUGCCAGUCAAAACCAGCAGUACAGACCAAGGACUCUUUGUGUCGGAGGCCAGUUGAGGAAAGCGGUGAUGGCAGUGAGUCUUCUUUGAAACUUAACCCAGAGCCGUGAGAUGAAGUUUUCCUUUGACAAAAAUCCUCAUCUGAUACAUCAGAGAGACAUCACUGGAAACGUUUAAUUUACUGCAGACCCCUCAGAUCCUCCUUUUAUUGUUUGUUGUGCGUUACAUAAAACACACACACCACUGUAACAGGUGUGUUUUUAAUCUAUACUGUGGUCAAAAUUUGACUGAUUGUUCUGUUGUAAUACAGUGUAGGAUUAUUGAAUUAUACCUCUCUUUUUAAAACUGUGAAACCAUUCAAGAUAGAAAUUUGUCAUCUUGAUGUUAUACUUCUUAGGAGGAGUUAUUAUGGCUGACAUGGUGAAUAUGUUUUUUUUUCUCAUAAGUAUACAUUUGCCAAUACUACCUGGUGAAUUGUCUAUUAUAUGCAUUUAUAUGCAGGUUUUAUAGACCUUCUGCUGACAUUAUACAUGCUCUAACAGGGCUGGGACAACUCUGAGAAAUACGCACUUUGAACAAUAAUGUGGGUAGAAAAUAUAAAACGUGCCCCAUACAAAAAAAAACCAUAGAACAAAAUUUCUCUUUUCAUUUACGUUGUUUUUAAGUUUCUUUGUUUUGUUAUUCAGUGUUUCCUUGAUCUGUUCCAACAGUCGCAUGUCUCUUUUGCACAAGAUAAAAAAAAAACAAAUCUGUUUUCAGAAACAUGUGGGGUGAGGGGAAGUACCACAUGGAGCAAAAUGUGCUUCUUUUUCCCCCCACCAAGAGUUGCCUCCUCUGUUUUCUUGUUCUGGUGUUUGGAAAGACUGAUAUUGUAAAUGCGAAAACUUUCAUGUUGUUUGUGCCUUGCUGGAAAUAUUUUUUCAGAUUAGUGCAGUCAGAGGAGUAUGAAACUUUGCCCUAAAUACCUUUCACCAUUUACCAGAUGAGCACUACGUUGCUUCAUGCCUGGUUGAGGCUCAGUUAGUUGUAAAAUCAACCUGAAAGGAAACUGCAGAUACGUUGAUUCAUUCUAAGAAUUGAAGGUUCCUUUCAAGAAGGUGGUUUUGGUUUAGGUAGGAAAAACAUUUAAAAAUACAAUUUCUGGAUUCAUUUUGUACUUUGUUUAUUUUAUUUUACAUUAAAAUGAGCAUGUCACAUAUGCGGUAUGUAAAGUAACGUGUCCUCUAUUCAAAAUUUUCUGAAAAUUGAUUAUUUAUUGAAAUAAUAAUAAUGAUACUGAUGUAAAGUUACGAACAUUUUACUUCUGCAGAUUUUGGAAACAUGUCUGAGCAGCGGUGUUUUUAUACUGAUGACAUCUCUCUUUCUAGACAAGUGGGAGACACCACAAUGGAAAAAAACAAAACAAAACAAAAACUUUUUUCUGUUGAAUCCUAAAAAGCUUUCUUGCUCAUGUUCAAAUUAGUUCAACAGAGGUGGGCGCCCUCAUGUGGUAUGAGGGCGCCCACAGAAACAAAACAGAAAGAAAACAUCGGUUUUGUAUUUUUGUAUUUUGUUUUUAAAAGUCUGAGAUGCUUUUCACUAGCUCUAGCUUAAAAUCUAGAGCUGGAUAAUAAAAUAAAAAAUCAUCUUGUUUGUGAAAUUAUAUAAAAGAAGGGAAUUUUUCUGGAAUGAAAUCUUCCCAGAUCAAUACUUUAAGUUUUCAAGAAAAGUUCUAUUUUUAAAUUUUAAAUUUGAUUAUUUACCAUUGUUGGAUUGAUUUGCACAAGGUGUGACUUACUAUUUAGGCAAGAACCACCAGGCCUUCUAAAUGUGAAGGUCUGCUGCAGUCAGAAUGACAGAUGAAAGAGUACCUCCCCAAAACUGCCUGCAAAUGUCACUGAUCCAGGAAGUUGCUCUGCAGUUUCAGAGAAAUUAAGCAUACUUUUCACAGAACAAACCUGUUCGGGGACUUUUGAGUUGUAGCCUGACUUACUAGCACCUGAAGAUAAACCUCAUCAAUUAUUUUUUGUCUAUAUAUAUUUCUGGUUGUUUUAUUUUUGUUUUGUUUUUUUACCCAUGUCAUAUGUUUUUUCUUAAUGUGUGUGUACAACAAACUUGUGCUUAUAUUCUGUAUAUUAUUUGAGUAAAAAAUUAUUGAUCUCU